GGAGCAAGUCUCGCCUAGAAGAUAGGUCCCUUGCUUCGCCAUGGUCACGGCAAUGGCAAUUGCAACUGCAUACUACAUUACAGAUUUGUCUACUCCGUACAAAUAGUUGAUCAUUGCUCCGCGCGGCACCGCAGCCUCGGGUGGGCGCGCCGCGACUCCACCCCGGCACUCCGGUCGGCCUCUUUUCAACCACUUGACACCCCCCCCCAACGAAGUCAACUUUCUAUCCGCUUCCCUUUCCCCGUUACUUUUGCGCACCCUCAUCCUUCUCUCCCCGUGCCUCCUUUUGCCCACCCCGCUUGUCUCUUUCCCCGGCUACCUUUGGUAGUGUCAAUUCCACAACCUCUCCUCACCAUAUUUUUCAAACCGCAAUGGCUCCCAUCACGGAAGAGAUCAUCCAUGGGCUCAAGGACACCAUCGGAAAGCUUGAGGCUCGCAUUGAGGACCUGGAGGGUCGCCUCACCAGUGAAGUCAAGCCCAAGUCUGUUGCUGAGCACAUGCGCAUCAUUCUGAUGGGACCUCCCGGUGCUGGCAAGGGUACUCAGGCCCCCCGGCUUAAGGAGAAGUACUGCGUCUGCCACUUGGCUACCGGUGACAUGCUGCGGUCUCAGGUUGCCAAGAAGACUGAUCUGGGCAGAGAGGCCAAGAAGAUCAUGGACCAGGGAGGUCUGGUCAGCGACGAGAUCAUGGUCAACAUGAUUAAGAGUGAGCUUGAGAACAACACCGAGUGCAAGAACGGUUUCAUUCUCGAUGGAUUCCCGCGCACUGUUGCGCAGGCCGAGCGCCUGGACGACAUGUUGGCCGAGCGCCAGCAGAAGCUCCAGCAUGCCGUUGAGCUGCAGAUUGACGAUGCUCUGUUGGUUGCUCGUAUCACUGGGCGUCUGGUCCACCCGGCCUCCGGACGCUCUUAUCACAAGAUCUUCAACCCCCCCAAGGAGGAGAUGAAGGAUGAUAUUACCGGCGAGCCUUUGAUCCAGCGUUCCGACGACAACGCCGACACUCUCAAAAAGCGUCUUGGCACAUACCACGCCCAGACGGCUCCUGUGGUUGAUUACUACAAGAAAACCGGUAUCUGGCGUGGCAUCGACGCCAGCCAAGAGCCUGGCCAGGUGUGGAAGUCACUCUUGGGGGUUUUCCAGAAGCCCUAAGCAGUUAGUUGCUGCAAUUCCCACCAAGGAGGGAUCCGAGUCAUUAUCCUCUCCUCUUACCCAUCAUUUUGAUACCUUGCCUUUGCGGGAUGGGAUGAACGGCGAGGGAACGAGACGGAUCAUGCGGGAAUCUGAACCCGAGUCUUCUCCGCCGGUCACGGACCAACAACGUAGAGAAGGCUGCAGCGAUCGAAUGAGGUAAAUGGACAUGAAAAAUUGUAAUGUGUCUUAGGUUUCAUAUAUGAUGAAUACCUUCCGGUAGGGAUUUGUUAUGUACAGUACUACUUAUUUGAAUGGCAGCGUGCUUCGGGAUAGAAAAUGUCAUUGGCCUAGCAUUUGU
Messenger RNA from Aspergillus uvarum CBS 121591, 1488 nucleotides. RefSeq names its product adenylate kinase ADK1 (gene adk1). Gene Ontology annotation, biological process: ADP biosynthetic process. The transcript is spliced from 4 exons. Bases 372 to 1148 code for a protein of 258 amino acids. NCBI's taxonomy places the organism in Eukaryota, Fungi, Ascomycota, Eurotiomycetes, Eurotiales, Aspergillaceae. Gene Ontology annotation, molecular function: ATP binding; AMP kinase activity. Gene Ontology annotation, cellular component: mitochondrion; cytoplasm. The record is from RefSeq and is a predicted model, not a curated record.